Messenger RNA from Trichomycterus rosablanca, 3487 nucleotides. RefSeq names its product SH2 domain containing 5 (gene sh2d5). The coding region runs from base 1069 to 2235 and encodes 388 amino acids. Gene Ontology annotation, cellular component: postsynaptic density. The record is from RefSeq and is a predicted model, not a curated record. NCBI's taxonomy places the organism in Eukaryota, Metazoa, Chordata, Actinopteri, Siluriformes, Trichomycteridae. The transcript is spliced from 10 exons.
CUUUUGGAAUAAAUGAGAACGCAGACUGCAAGUCAUUCAUUAUCAACCAAAAUCAGUAUGCGACUUAUGAUUUUGGGCUGAACUAAAGUAAAUUCCCUCAGUCAUGGGUAGCACUGUCGCCUCAUAGCAAGAAGGUCCUGGGUUCGAUCCCCAGGUGGGGCGGUCCGGGUCCUUUCUGUGUGGAGUUUGCAGUGUCCGCGUGGGUUUCCUCCGAGUGCUCCGGUUUCCUCCCACAGUCCAAAGACAUGCAAGUGAGGUUAAUUGGAGACACUGAAUUGCCCUAUAAGUCAAUGGGUGUGUUUAUGUGUGUGUCCGCCCUGCGAUGGACUGGCGUCCCGUCCAGGGUGUUACUGUGUGCCUUGCGCCCAUUGAAAGGCUGGGAUAGGCUCCAGCAACUCCCUCCCCGCGUGCGCGCGACCCUAAUUGGAUAAGCGGAUAAGAAAAUGAGUGAAUGAAUGUUCCAAAAUUUUAUGAAAGUCUCAGUGGCAUAACUAGGAGCUAAUGGGCCCCAGUGCAAAAAAUUUUUUGGGCCCCCUCAACAAGUUAUAUUGAUGGUUACGCCCCUGAAACGUCUCCCAUAAGAGUAGAGGCCAUAAUAGCAGUAAGAGGAAACGUAUUUGUUGUAAUGUAUUCGUUUUUAAGAUAACGGUAAAGGAGUGGGCGACUAACUGUGCGUCUGAAACCAGACUCUGCUUACUAUAAAGUGCACUAGUAAAUAUAUUCUUGCGCAUUCUGUCGUAUAAACGUUAGUACGCAGCGCAUUUCUGUUACCCCACAUUGCACUGAGAGUAAUAAGUGACCAGUGUUGCAGCCUGGUGGACGUAGAGUCCUAAUUACACAUGUGUGUAGUUUAUAGGGAGUAGGAAGCAUUAUGUGAUUUGGGACACGGCGCACAUCUGAAGGAAGGUAUUGGGCGUGGCUAAUGAGAUAAGGUGAGGCAGUGAGGUUAGGAGACGCGGUGAGGGGCUGUGCGGGGAAGUUCGGACGCUGUGUUGUGGCCUGUCAUGUUGAUUUAAACCUCUUCCAAACUUCACCAAGUUAAGUAAACCAACCAGAUAAUCGAUCAACAUGGGAGAGACACCAGUCAGAGAGGAUGGGAUUGUGACAAGGUCUGCUGAGUACAUUGGCUCAUUUCCUGUUGAUGACUGCUGUCUAGAUGAGCAAAUGCAACAACUGCAAACACAGCUAAAAUCUCUUAAGCGCUGCAAACGUAGACGUUACGUCUCCCUCAAAUUCUCCAUCAAAGGGGUGAAGGUGUACAACGAGGAUGAAACAACUCUUUUGAUGGCUCAUGCACUGCGCCGAGUCUCCCUGUCCAUCGCACGUCCCUCUGCUGCCCAGUUCGCCUUCGUCGCCCACAAUCCAGGCAGCUCUGAUACCCAGCUUUACUGCCACCUCUUUAAGGCCAGACACGCCAGAGCAGCCCAGUUUCUGAACCUGCUGCUGUGCCGCUGCUUCCAGCUGUAUUAUUUGGAGAAACAUCCUGAAGAUGCAGAGGACAAGGCGUCUGGAAAAAAGCCAGCUCGUAACCCCUCACUGCUGAACCAUGGCUUUCCCCUCAGCGUCAGUGCCCUUGUGUCCUUUCGCAGGGCACCAACUCAGGGGAUGCUGUCAGGGUCACAGGUCUCCUACAAUCCAAGCAUGGAUCCCGUAAGCAGCCCAGAGGAUGUCUUUUUAACUUCCCCUACGCUUGUACGUAAGAAGGCCAUCAGGGACAAAGGACUGCGCUCAGGGGCUUAUCGUUCCUUCACCUGCACUCCCAUUAAGCAGCGCAGCCUGCAGGAGCGCCUUAAUGCUCCACAAGACAAGGGACCGGACACAGUGCCAGUUUGCAAGGUUCGCGCUCCAAGCUUGGCCGAGACCGAAGAAGCACUGGCUCAUGCCGUGUGGAGCUGGGCUGGCAUCUCUAGUGACAGCAGUUCAUCUUUGCUUGUGGAUGAUGUCCUGGGUUCCUACUUGCUAUGUCCUAACACAACAAAUUGCAACCUUGGAUCUCUACUCGUACGUUUCAAUUCAGGAUUAGUCACUUUGGAUGUUAAGACUUCCAAAGGCAAAAUAUUCCUUGAGAAUGGCCAUGUACAGUUUGAGAGUCUCACUGCAUUGAUCGAUCACUACACCGAGAGCCGAGAAGAGCUGGAGGUCCCACUGAGUUGUGCUCGUGUUAAUCACUGUUACGAAUGGGAAGAGGACAAAGACCAGACUGAAAAGGACACAAAAAACCAAUGCUGGGUUUAAGUUGUGUUUAGUAUUUUAUCUGUGUGAUCUUGUUUUUAAACUACUGAUUUAAAUGUGGAUUUUUUUUACAGUAUGACACUGAUCUUUAACCUAACUAAUGCUUUUGCUCUAUUUACACUAAUGUUCUGAAUGCACUUAACACACGGGUAGUUAGUUAAUUGUUCAUGUUUAUUUUUUCCCCUUUUUGAACAAUGCUUUAAGUUUUUCUUUUUUUGGACACUGGACAAAUUUUUUGAAAGCAUUGUUAGUUUUCUAUGUUUCUAUGUGUAGUAUGUUUAUAUGUCUUAUUAAGCAUUUGCAACAUUUCUUACCAAGCAGAAUUGUACACUAGCCAGUUGCAAACCUUAGAACAAAUUUUGCGUGAAUUCACAGCUCAAUUGUAGGCCAACUUUUGUUUAUCUAAAUACUCUAUACUAUAUCCAGCUUGUCUGCUUUAUAUGUGAUUACCCCAAACACUAAUUUUGGCAUUUACCUGUACUGAAAGAUUAUGAGAAACCUGUUGAUUUAAAACACCUGUAAUAGAAGACUCAGGAAAGUUGUGAUUCUGUCAAUGCAUGUUUAAAUAUGUGGCUACAUACCCCCAAAUUAUUAAAUGCAAUAUACAAAAAGUAUUUGGAUGACAAUAAUUUUAUUUGGGAUUUCCAUGAGAUUGAUGCACAGUUAAAUCCACCCACCCAUAUUGGAACCCACAAUUAUUUUCUCAAAAAGUGUAAGGACGAUGCAGGAAAAUGCUGAUUUAAAGCUUAUAUUUAGAAUUAGCAUAAAUCUGUGUUUUAAAAUAGCUUAACAGCACUCACUAAAAUGUUUUGCAAAAAUAUAUUUGACUGCUUAAACAAUUGUUCUUAGACUUCCAUUAUAAGUGAGUAUAAGUAAUAAUGUUUUUGGUUCUUGUAGCAGUACAGGGAAACGUGCUGAAACCACCAUUUGUGGUAAUUCCCUUUAAACUGCAGAUUUGUUUAACAGAGUUGAAAUGUUGGCGUAUGCUGUGAAAAUGCUGUGUAUCUUGUCAACGGUUAAUAACUCUUAUUGAUGUCAGUUUUUUUUGAGAGCUGUAGCUCUACUCAGUUUCUGACUAACAACCUUUUUUAUUACCUUUUAACCUGACUGAAGCACUCGGUUGCAAAUGUUCCAUUUCCAUUUCUGACUAACAAUUUUUUUAUUACCUUUUAACCUGACUGAAGCACUUUCUGAACAAAGAAUCGUGUACACCUUUGCAAGAGAUUUAUAAUUUAUAUAAACAUUAUUUGUUGCA